Volvox carteri f. nagariensis is the source of this 912-nucleotide messenger RNA. RefSeq lists its product as uncharacterized. Lineage: Eukaryota; Viridiplantae; Chlorophyta; Chlorophyceae; Chlamydomonadales; Volvocaceae. The record is from RefSeq and is a predicted model, not a curated record. Bases 1 to 912 code for a protein of 303 amino acids. The transcript is spliced from 7 exons.
AUGCAGGAAAUCCAAGUACAGCUGACGAUACGUUUUUUGGACUAUCCUCCGUGGAAAGUACAAGGCAACAAUACCCGGAAUCUUUACACUGCCCCUCGCGAGUGGACUGAGUACACUGUUGUUGUACCAAAAACACGCAAUCUCCUCCACGACCCCCUUAGGAAUUUUGUCCGAGCGCUCAAUCAGCCUGUAUGGGCGAGCAGGCUGAUUGAGCGCUCGGACAAAAUUCCUAAGGGGGUCGUGGAGGAGAUUGCGUGUUUUUGGUACAACAACAGUGUACUCAGUCCACUCGCGAGGGGCAGUGUAAAGAUUCCGGGUAUUGUUGCCUUGUACUUUCCAUGGAGGAUAGUCCAAAAAACGUAUCGUCAGCUGUACUUGGAUUUCCUGCAUCAGCACAGCACCCCCUUCCACGUGUCGUUUGGCUUCUUCGUGGGAGCAAAGCCUGGAUGGCUGAUUGAGCGCUCGGACAAAAUUCAUAAGGGGGUCGUGGAGGAGAUUGCGUGUUUUUGGUACAACAACAGUGUACUCAGUCCACUCGCGAGGGGCAGUGUAAAGAUUCCGGGUAUUGUUGCCUUGUACUUUCCACGGAGGAUAGUCCAAAAAACGUAUCGUCAGCUGUACUUGGAUUUCCUGCAUCAGCACAGCACCGCCUUCCACGUGUCGUUUGGCUUCUUCGUGGGAGCAAAGCCUGGAACCCCCGAUAAGUUGCAAGUCCCCUCACAAACUCAGAGCCACGCGCAGAUUGGGCCUUCCGCUCGUAUGGGUAGUUUUACAGAUGGUGCGGCAUGUUUUGCAGGCGCUCUCUUGCACAGCAGAUGCAACGGACCAGAUAACAUCUCCGUACAGAUGCCGUCCAAAUCUGUUGGCUUUGCUGUGCUACACAAUACAAUGUUCUUCCUUGCUUCGCUUUGA